AGGAAUGACUUUUCUCCCCCAUUCACCAACAUCAACUGUUUUCUCCGUAAAUUUCCGUCACCGCCAUUUUUCUUUUCUCCAUCACCAGGAACAUCGACAAUCACCAUAGCCAUCCUUUUAACCGCACAGCGUUAAUUACCAUACCAGUCAUCUUCAUCCACCAAAAAACCCAUCAAUUUCAAAAUUAAAAUGUCUGAGUCACCUGUUUCAUUAGACCCAAUUGAGUUCAAGUUUGUCACUUGAUACUGCUUAUGCCUUGUAAUUUGACCGAUUUAAUCACUCAUUCAAAGGAACUGUUGAUUGUGGAUAUUAAUAAACCCCAGUUAUUUAGGACAAUCCCUUUUAUAUUGUCUGAAAUGAUUUGAAUUAAUUAUGGUCAACAAUUCAGAUAUUUGCAGCCGUCUGGAGUGGUUCAAUUGCAGUGACCGCUUCAACCUUUGACUCCUUGCUGGAUCUAAUCAGCGGGGCAGUUCUUUAUUUCUCCCAUUUUUAUAUGAAAAGGGAGGACUCGGUUAAGUAUCCUAUUGGGAAGUCACGGGUGGGACCAGUCGGACUUACCAUCUCUGCCACUAUGAUGGCUACUUUGGGUCUUCAGGUACUAAUUGAAUCAGGAAAAAAAUUGUUGCUGAACGAGGAACCUUUGAAAAUGGACUGGUCGCAGUUGGUGUGGUUAUAUUCAAUUAUGUUGUCUGCAUCUGCAGUAAAACUCUCUCUGUGGUUUUAUUGCAGAAGUUCUCCUAGCGAAAUCGUCCGCGCAUGUGCCAAGGACCACUAUUUUGAUGUCAUGACGAACAUAAUAGGCUUGAUUGCUGCUGUUCUCGGUGACAGAUUUUAUUGGUGGAUUGACCCUGUCGGUGCCAUUAUUCUUGCUAUCUAUACUAUUAGCAUUUGGUCAGGCGUUGUAAUGGAAAACGCAGUGUCACUGAUCGGACAAUCAGCAGCGCCUGAUGUUCUGGAGAAGUUGACAAACCUUGCGACAGGGCACCAUCACUUAAUCAAGCGUGUUGAAAGAAUUCAAGCUUACACCAUUGGGGGUCUUUUCGUGGAGGUCGACAUUGAACUCCUUGAGGAUUUACCUUUGGAAGUAGGCCGUGAUAUUGGUUUAUCUUUGCAAGUGGAGAUUGAGAAAUUGACAGAAGUUGAGCGAGCAUUUGUUCGUACCUUAAUUUUUCGUACCGAACCUGCAGGAACGUCAACAAGCAUAAGCUGCGCUCUUCAACGAGAUUAAAGUCCACGGUUCCCAAGUCUUUGGGAAUGAAUAGAAUACCAAAAUAAAUUUGACCUUUUGUCAUGAGACUCAUGACCCAUCUUGGGCUGCCAAAGUUCAGUUAAGGGCCACUGGGGUUAUGGAGUAUGAUUAAAGUUAAUUAAUUAGUUGAGUGUGGGUGUAUAGGUUCUUUCUUCUUCUUCUUUUUUUUGGCCAUUUCAGUUUUUGUUUUAUUUCGCAUUUAAAUAGGAAGUUUCUUUCAACAGUAAAUAAGUUAUCUAAGGAAGAUAGAACUAAAAGAAUAGGUUCUCUUUUGUCGGAUUAUCUUCCUGAAAAUGUCAAGAUAGAUCUCUUUAAAAGAAUAGAUGAAGGAACUGAACCUCUGCUACAAAAUGUAAUAGCUUUUCCUUAUUAAUAAAAGUUUCUUUUCUUCAAUUACCGAGGUAAA
Molecule: messenger RNA, 1655 nt
Organism: Papaver somniferum (opium poppy)
Lineage: Eukaryota; Viridiplantae; Streptophyta; Magnoliopsida; Ranunculales; Papaveraceae
Product: metal tolerance protein 4-like
Exons: 5
Coding region: 494-1228 (244 amino acids)
Biological process (GO): monoatomic cation transport; transmembrane transport
Cellular component (GO): membrane
Molecular function (GO): manganese ion transmembrane transporter activity
Source: RefSeq, a predicted model, not a curated record